CCGGUGUACAUAGUAGGACAGUAAUGACGUUGACGAAUUCUUCAAUGGGAAAGCAUCAAAAGUUGACUUGAUUCCCUCCUCCAACUUUACUUGUACUUCUUCCUUCCUCUUCACAUCUUUCAACUCUCAAAAUAAUCUCUCGAUACCCUUACCAGAGACCAGCACACUAACAGCCACUACCACUUACACCACCAACCACCAAACUAAACACCCAACUCACAACAGAACAAAGCACACCAAAAAUGCAAUCCAUCCUCCAAAAAGCCACCGGCAUCGGCCCCAAGCCCGUCCAGCCCACCGACCUCAACGGCCGCGUGGCCGUCGUAACCGGCGGCGCCUUCGGCAUCGGCUUCGAAGUCUCUCGGGCCCUCGCCAACGCCGGCUGCCGAGUAAUCAUGGUGAACCGCAAAGAAGAGCAAGGCGAGGACGCCAAAGCGACCAUCAUCGCCGAAUCUCCCGGCGCCGUCGUCGAAUGGCGCGAAUGCGACAUGGGCAACCUCUCACAGGUUCGCUCCGUCUUCUCGGAACUGCGCGAGCAGCUCGACCGGUUGGAUUUCCUGGUAUUGUCGGCGGGCAUCAACACGAACCAGUACGGCCUGGACGCGGACGGGAUUGAUCGGCACUUUGGGGUGAACUAUCUGGGGCAGUAUUAUGUGGUGAAUCAGCUGUAUCCGGUCCUCCGCAAAACGAGCAAGUUGCCGAAUACGCCGGCGCCGAGGGUGGUGUUUGAGGCGAGCGAGAUGCAUCGGGCGGCGCCGAGCGCUGUGCAUUUUGCUAGUCUGGACGAGAUCAAUAACCCGGAGCUGGGACCGACGGAGCUGUAUGGCCGGACGAAGUUGGCGCUGAUUCUGUUUGCCAAGUACGGGCUGGCGGAGAAGGUGAUUAAGAAGAAUGGGGACAAUAUCUAUUCGGUUUCGGUGCAUCCUGGUGCUGUCAAUACCGCCAUGCAGCAACAAUGGAAGGACGCCUACCCCGGCAUCACCGGCAAGCUUCUCACAUGGUCCAUGCUGGCCUUUGGCCGUGACGUGAAGCAGGGUUCUUACAGUGCCUUGUGGGCGCUUACUGACCCCAAGAUCGAGGAGCAGAACCUGAACGGGUGGUACUUCAGCGACCCCGACCAGCCUGGCAAGGAGACUUCCCAGGCUUCCGACCCCGUUCUGGGUCAGGCUCUCUGGGACCUGAGCGAGCGCAUCAUCAAGGAUAAGCUUGGCGAGGAUGCUUUGGUUGACUGGUACUCUGCCUAGAGUACACGUCAAAGGGGGGGUGAAUAAUGAUCUGUUUUUGUAACGACGACAUGACCUAGAAAGACCUGACUUGACUUGAUAGCAAGCAAACAAGCAUUUUACUUUACAGCAUUUUAGCUUUUUGCCGUCUUGGUGAUCACCACGCCUUGAUAGGAAAUGACCGACCCUAUUAUAUUCAGUGCAGUGAUGAUAUUCACCUCACCUUCCUUAGGCAUCAAGCAUACAGGUAUCACUUGCAAGGAACAGUCUGGCAGUCAAGAUUCAUCUCUCGGGGUGUCUGAACAUGGGAUGAAGUGAAACACCUUGGGCCGGCUCAAGUCUUUCAUAGAAG
Molecule: messenger RNA, 1575 nt
Organism: Neurospora tetraspora
Lineage: Eukaryota; Fungi; Ascomycota; Sordariomycetes; Sordariales; Sordariaceae
Exons: 2
Coding region: 243-1244 (333 amino acids)
Source: RefSeq, a predicted model, not a curated record